Messenger RNA from Peromyscus californicus insignis, 2099 nucleotides. It is a transcript of the gene Eloc, whose product is annotated as elongin C. Gene Ontology annotation, molecular function: protein-macromolecule adaptor activity. The coding region runs from base 163 to 501 and encodes 112 amino acids. The transcript has 4 exons. The record is from RefSeq and is a predicted model, not a curated record. NCBI's taxonomy places the organism in Eukaryota, Metazoa, Chordata, Mammalia, Rodentia, Cricetidae. Gene Ontology annotation, cellular component: elongin complex. Gene Ontology annotation, biological process: ubiquitin-dependent protein catabolic process.
AUUUGCUAACGCUAUCUCUUAAAUUGGACUGUAUUCCUGAAGAUAAGGGUUAGAACAACAACGCACUUCCUACCGACACAAGUUAUUUGCAGAGCGUGUCUUCGCCUUGCCAGGAAACUACUAAAGUUCCUGUGGGAUCAAGUAGAAUUUUAUAAGAACAUAAUGGAUGGAGAGGAGAAAUCCUAUGGUGGCUGUGAAGGCCCUGACGCCAUGUAUGUCAAAUUAAUAUCUUCUGAUGGGCAUGAAUUUAUUGUAAAAAGAGAACAUGCGUUAACAUCAGGAACAAUAAAGGCCAUGUUGAGUGGACCAGGGCAGUUUGCUGAGAAUGAAACCAAUGAGGUCAAUUUCAGAGAGAUCCCUUCGCACGUGCUAUCGAAAGUAUGCAUGUAUUUUACCUACAAGGUCCGCUACACUAACAGCUCCACCGAGAUUCCUGAAUUCCCGAUUGCACCUGAAAUUGCACUGGAGCUGCUGAUGGCUGCAAACUUCCUAGAUUGUUAAAUAGAAUAAAUUAUAAUAAACUGUUCAUUUUUUCAGUAUUUAAUACCUGUAGUUCAGUUAGUCAUUUUUCCACAUAUAGCAUGUUGCCUGUAUGAAAUUGAACUCUAAAGUUAAUUGCUGAGCAGAUUCCUACUGUCAUUUGCAUAGCAGAGUUGAAAUUUGUUUGCUACAUCAACAAAUUAAGGACGUUCACAAACCAAGAAAUAAACAAAUAAUGCCAGUUUGUAGGUGGUUUGCUUUCUCCUUUGGAUGUGACCUUUAAAAUUAUAAGUAAUAUAGCAAAUUAUCCUGGAAUGUAAGCAUAAAUGAGCAUAUUCUACAGGUAAAUACAGGGGCUAAGUAUUUUUAUGUUUUUAGUGUUUUUUUAAGAACCAGUUCUGAUCUUACAGCCACUGAGCAUUACUAGAGUUAUGCAAAUAAUUACAUGAAAAAACAUGUUUAUAACUUAGCCAAACCUUGAUUUUUGUAACUCAGAAUAAGAGUUGAAAUUUCUUAUGUGUUUUUUGAUAAACUGCAAUAUUGUUUAAUUGCAUCUUGUGUUUUGUUUAUUGCUACAAUUUAAGAACAUUAUUUAAAAGCAAUUUUGGAAGAUUAUCAGGUACAACUUUUGGAAUAGAAACUGUUUGAACUGUAGCCAUCUAGUCAAGUAAAUGAUAAUUUACGAGUCCCUGUGCAUUGUGCGUUUUGAACAGUCUAAAGCAUGAUUUCCGCUGGCUCCCUUGCAUUCUCAUUCUUCGUGGUCUCUUGGGAUUACACUUGUAUGUGUUGAAAUGUGUCCUGCAACACUUCAUGAACUGAUCUAAACUUAGAAUCUAGGUAUUCUGAGCUCUUCCAGUCUUCCUGCAUUAUUGGAAUGCUGUACAAUAGAAAUGAGGGAGGUGGUGGGAACCCUGUAGUGCAUUAGCUAGCCCCCCUCCACUAGCGUAUGUUCCAUUGAUUAUAGUAAAGCUGUAGGUCUUCUGAAGUCACCUCGUGAUGCAGUCAUUCAGCCUUUUUCUGAGCCGACGAAACACCCGGAAACGCCAAGGAGUCACUGAAGUGAGUGUGAUGGACAAGCCGUCACUGAGGUUUGUCAUUGCAAGCCUUCACUUUCUUCCUAGGACUGCUUUAUUACCGGUCAGUUUUCCUGGAAGCUUCGGAAAUCAUAAAAGCAACCUUUGCUCUUAAAAACCUGCACAUUGUGCUGUCUAGCAUAUUGACAAUAGGUUACAUGUAAAUUGGUUAUUUUUAGUAAUGUUUCAAGGCAUACUGGCACAUAGUUACAGAUGUAAGGAAAGCACAGGGUUGUGUUCUGGGCUGGGGGUAUUUAGAACUCAGUGGUAGUGCUACCAUGACAAGGCUCUCCAAUCAAUCUCUAGCUAACAUGGAUUUGCUCUUUGUAUCAAAUAGGUGCAAUCAAAGGCCAAAAGAUGGAUUUCAGGGGGCAAUAGCUAGAAAUACAAUUUAGCCUGGGCCAGUAUUUGUGGGUUACUCUGUGUGUUAGGUCCAGAAGUAACCUUAACUUCAGGGCAUCAGAAUUGCAACACACUAGGCCAAUUUGUAUAUGGUGCAGCAAAUGGUACUUUGUGUUAAUAAAGGCUGUGUUGACUGAAAAGGUA